Molecule: messenger RNA, 2557 nt
Organism: Marchantia polymorpha subsp. ruderalis
Lineage: Eukaryota; Viridiplantae; Streptophyta; Marchantiopsida; Marchantiales; Marchantiaceae
Source: the annotation of a GenBank genome assembly
UUUUAACAAAAUAGUUCAUGUUCUUGAAACAAGCCCCAGGGGGACCAUGGCACUGGGCUGCACGAAGUGUCAGGCCAAAGAUUCAGAUUGUCGAGAAGUACAGGCACAGGAGGAGUGCGUGACUCAGCGUGGUCAAUUAGCUGACAAUCUCAACUGGGCACGGCACAGAAGUUCAUAGGAAGGGCGUGACGAUUUGUGAGCCAUGCGUUUCUGUGGAGUCUACUCCUGUUCCGAUCAGAGCGCCUGGCUGUGGCUUGAAUCAGAUCUGUCAAGGGCGACCCGGUCUUGUCCUCGCGUUUGAUCCAAUCCACUCCAGUUUUUCAGCAGGGGAUCGUGCGUUCUUGCUAGAUCUUGGCGUCGAGAGAACCAGGCCCAGUGACGACGACCCCCUCGAGGUAUGGGCAGCUGGAAUCGGUUUUCUUCUGCUCGUAUCUCUUUCUCCAUGUGCAUGGCAAUGUUGUGACAGUGGAAGAAUUGUUUGCGCAGUCAGUUGAUAUAACAAGGUCAAGUGAAAUGGGACAGGAGGAUACAGUGCAAUGAGAUCGUGAGAUGGAUUAUUUCCUCUCUGGACAAGGGUAAGAGAGCUAGUCGUUGAGUUCAGGAAAGGACGGAGCCACGCAGUUUACUUUGUAUGGGCUGCUGGUAAUGAGACAAAUGAGGCUGGUAAAAAUGAGCGAGAAUCGAAAGGAAGUUAAGGAUUGGAGGGUUGGAGCUCUUGGUCCUUGAUGACCAGCAAUAUGAUAAAACAGUGGAAUAUUGUCCUGGAAAAUACUCGAUCUCAUCAAAUAGUGUUUCUACAGAGACAUUCAAUUUCCUGGCAGUAAUGCCUCCUGACAGGAAACAAAGCAGGAUUUAACGAAGAACUAGAAAAAACUGCGGCAAUAAUUUUAUCGUAUUCCUUGUUGCUUCAGCUUUGUAUCGAUCCAGCUAAACUCGCCAGAGUUGUAUCCGUGGGCGAACGAUUCUCAGUUGCAAGAAGGGGAAUCCGCUCCUAGACGUGUGACAUUUUCAAUCAAGCUGGAUCUCCGAGUAGCUUUGGAUUAUGAACCCUCGCUUCAGUGAAAAUUGUGAAUCUCAACCGAUGGAAAAGCCUUUUUUCACCACGGGAGAUUCUGACGCUGGGAAAUUAUUUUUUUCCUCGCAGCCCGGCUACGUCGUGAUUGCCAGGACGAGCCGCCUCUUCACGCGAUUUGUCGAGUUGGAUGCUUCGUUUGGUAGCACCCUGUUCGGUACAAGUGCUAGUCUAAAACUGUCACAAAACCAGGUCUCAGGAAAAAGGAAUAUGGGGGCAGCACGAAGGAAGGAAGCAGCUGGUUCGGUGGUUUUAGUGACUGGUUGUAAGGAUGGUGGCAUUGGAUCUUUGUUGGCUAUGGUGUUUGCGGCAGCCGUAUGUCAUGUACUUGCAACACCGUGCUCCUUGAGUUCGGUGAUACGGUCGAAGAUGUCUCCUGGUAUCCAAACUAUGGAACUAGAUAUCACCACUUUGGACUCGGUCCUUGUUUAUCUUUCAGCUCAGUUUGAUAGCCUGAGUUGUAUAGAUCCAGUUAGAUGGCCUGAAGUGGGAUCAUGGAGCUGUGCCAGGUGAAUGCCGUUUGUUUGUUGGGGAACGGCGAUGCUAUUCGUACAAGGGGAUUGCUACACAAUCUCGCCUAUGAAGGUAUUAUGUCACAGCUGGAGUUGUCCAGACUGUAGAUCAAGAGCAUGGUGGAAUCGAUAUCUAGGUGACCAAUGCAGGAGUACCGUGUAUAGCGCCUAUUGCAGCUUGAGAGACAACAUCCAGAACCAACGUCCAUGGGCCACUCGCAGUGAUACAAGCUGUGCCUGUCAGGGAUGGCAUCUAAGAGUGAAGGGAAGAUAGUGAAUGCUGGGAGCACAAGCAGCUACGCCAAGGGCCAUGGGUUGGUGGAUCUUCUGCAUCGAAAGCCGCAGUCGAAUCCCCACAUAUGCUUUGAGGAUGGAUUUGAAGCCAGUCGGGUUAGAUGUGAUGCUCGUUCUGCCUGAGGCGAUCAGUUCUAAAUUUAUAUAAUUUUUUUUUGAAGAUAUUACCACCUCCAGUCUGAUUGAAGGACUCCAAAUUUACAAAUUAUGGAAGCCCACACUUCACAAGAGAAAGGGACCGUAUGAAGUGAGCCAUUCCACUAGAACGCAGGAGUCCGCGCAGAUGACAGUAAGAAAGACGUUGUCCAAAAAGGCCUCCCUACCGUUCUAUCUAUGCCCGAUCCACCACAUUGAUGGACCAAAUACACAACCUGCCUCUUUGGCUGUGUGACAAGGAAAAUUCUGUACCACUCUGUUCUUUUUUCUCUAGAAUAGAAAUGGAAGAGAGUUGCAUUGGCCUUAUCAACCAUGAUGGAGCUUCUUUACCCUGGUGGAAACAUGUUUGCCGGGUCAAAGGAAUCACUUGGAGUUUGAAGGGGAUUCUAAAUUUCAGAAUAUUAGGUUCGGAGAUAACCUGCUUGGAUUUGGUACACCGAAAGACAGCAGAAAUUCCUGAUUGGUGCAGAAAGUGUUUAAGACUUUUUUAAGUAAUGGACUUGAGAUAACUAAUCGAAGUACA